Molecule: messenger RNA, 3544 nt
Organism: Struthio camelus australis
Lineage: Eukaryota; Metazoa; Chordata; Aves; Struthioniformes; Struthionidae
Gene: HNF4A
Product: hepatocyte nuclear factor 4 alpha
Biological process (GO): anatomical structure development; positive regulation of transcription by RNA polymerase II; cell differentiation
Molecular function (GO): RNA polymerase II cis-regulatory region sequence-specific DNA binding; nuclear receptor activity; zinc ion binding
Source: RefSeq, a predicted model, not a curated record
ACAGAUAGGGGACGCAGUGAAGGCAGCGGGAGGCAGAAGGGCCAAUAGCCUCGGACAAGGGAAUCAGUGCAAUCUGGCCCGUGUUUGUUGAUGAUAAUGCGCCUUUCCAAAGCCCUGAUAGACAUGGAGAUGGCAGAUUAUAGCGCAGCACUAGACCCGGCUUAUACCACUCUGGAGUUUGAGAACAUGCAGGUGCUGGCUAUGGGCAAUGCAGACACAUCUCCCUCAGAAGCAGCCAACCUCAACACUACCAACAGCAUCGGGGUGAGCGCGCUGUGUGCCAUCUGCGGGGACCGUGCCACGGGGAAGCAUUAUGGGGCUUCCAGCUGUGACGGCUGCAAAGGCUUUUUCAGGAGGAGUGUCCGGAAGAACCACAUGUACUCCUGCAGGUUUAACAGGCAGUGUGUGGUAGACAAAGACAAAAGAAACCAGUGCAAAAAAAUGAAGAAGGAAGCUGUACAAAAUGAACGGGACCGAAUCAGCACCCGAAGAUCAAGUUAUGAAGACAGCAGCUUGCCUUCCAUCAACGUCUUGCUGCAGGCAGAAGUCCUGGCACAACAGAUAUCAUCCCCAGUUCCUGUGAUCAACGGAGACAUCCGAGGGAAGAAGAUUGCCAACAUCUCGGAUGUGUGCGAGUCCAUGAAGCAGCAGCUGCUCGUGCUGGUGGAGUGGGCCAAAUACAUCCCUGCCUUCUGCGAGCUGCCCCUGGACGACCAGGUGGCACUGCUGCGAGCACACGCGGGGGAACAUCUGUUACUGGGAGCUGCCAAGAGGUCCAUGGUGUUCAAGGAUGUCUUGCUGCUAGGAAAUGACCACAUCAUCCCACGGAACUGCCCUGAACUGGUGGAGGUGAGCCGCGUGGCCAUCCGCAUCCUGGACGAGCUGGUCCUUCCGUUCCAGGAACUGCAGAUAGAUGAUAAUGAGUAUGCCUGCUUGAAAGCCAUCAUCUUCUUCGACCCAGAUGCCAAAGGACUGAGCGACCCGUCCAAGAUCAAGCGGAUGCGGUACCAGGUGCAGGUCAGCCUGGAGGACUACAUCAAUGACCGGCAGUACGACUCACGGGGCCGCUUCGGGGAGCUGCUGCUGCUACUGCCCGUGCUGCAGAGCAUCACCUGGCAGAUGAUAGAGCAGAUCCAGUUUGUCAAGCUCUUUGGGAUGGCUAAGAUAGACAACCUGCUGCAGGAGAUGCUGCUGGGAGGAUCAUCAAGUGAAACGCCGCAUGCUCACCACCCUCUGCACCCUCAUCUGAUGCAGGAGAACCUGGGAACAAAUGUCAUUGUGGCCAACACAAUGCCUCCUCAGAUGCACAACGGACAGAUGUCUACUCCAGAGACUCCACAGCCGUCUCCACCUGCGGGCUCAGGGCCAGAGCAAUACAAGCUACUGCCUGGAGCCAUUGCAACUGUGGCAAAACAGCCCACCUCCAUCCCACAACCCACCAUCACCAAACAGGAGGUCAUCUAGCAAUCUGCAGACCAGCUGGCCUCUUUCAGAAGACCAAGCGGGAGAAAAGCCUGAACUGUCUCUGUCACUGUGAAAAGAGAAUCAUCAAGAGGUCCUGGGGCACAGACACACGGACUUGCUUAUUGGAAUAGACCACCACCACCAAAAGCUGUCUUUCUCCAGCUAUGGACAGCACGUGCCAUGGGCAGCCCCAAGUCACAGAACCAAGGUUGAAGCCUUACUGAAAUCUUCAUUCCUUAUAAGAAGGGCCAGAUUUCUGCCUCCCUCAGCAGGGAGCUGCAGUAGCCAGAUGGGACAGUACAGUUGGCUGUCUCUUUACUGCCACCUCCCAGCUUUGGUUCAGCACGUACAGACCCUGAGAACAAGCGAUUCCCUAAACGAGGACCCUGCACUGCAGGAUGGGGUGGGGUUCCUUCCCAUAGCUAUGCCAGUUCCCCAGAUAGUCUUCAGUCCAGCCAAAUUUCACAAAGCUGGAAACUCCCUGGGAGGCAUCACUGCAGGUGAAGCACGCUGGGGUUUGCCCAGGUAGUACUGACAGUAUCGCUCCUCAGCCUCAGCUCACGACCCGGAUCUUUGCACGGUGUCACCCUCCAGCAGUGGUCUCACAGCCAGGUCCAACAUAUCUUAUAGCUGAUACUGGGGCAAAGUCUGGCCCACUAGGAUUCUUCAUUAUUUGGAUCCUUCUGCCUUUUGAGGGGUUUUGUUAUUCCUGUACAUGACUGCCCUCCCGGCACAGAGCUCAGAGGAGGCAACCACUGCCAGAUCCUUCCCUUACACUGCCACUGCCUACAUGCUGCCCGGACUGGAAAUUGAGGGGACUGAGAUUCACGAGAUUUCAACUAACAGGAUGGGGUCACCCCCACCCAGGCUGCCUGUAGGCAGCACUGCCCAAAAUAUCACUGGCCCCUCUAUUGCUUCUCACAUUCAUCCACAAAGGAAGAUCUUUUGAUGCCUGUUAGGAAGGGAGUCCAGGGAAAGGGUGCAUGAAGGAGAGAAGUCUUUGAGGGUGAGAGGAGUCCAAACCUCACAGACUGCCCAAAGGUCUCGGGCUACUCAAACGCUGGGAGUGUUGUGACCUAGGAUUUCGUUUCAGACCCAGCUUUAAUGCUAGCACAUGCCAUAUAAUCUACCUUGUCCAGGCCAGUGCCACUCCCUCUACUUAGAGUGAAUGGCUGAUACAGAUUUAUAGGGCUUUGUAGUUUGAUAAGAAUUCAUUAUGACCCCUUCAGACCUCAGAGGGUUUGAGGGCAAUAACCUCAAACCAUAAAGCUUCGAGUCCUACUGUGAAGAACUACAGAGGCGCUGUCUCGCAUGAACCCUUGGGUCUGCACCCGCCAUGGCUCCCCAUUUCUCUUUGCCUGCAUGUUUCUUUGCUCACUGAAGCCUGUCAGUGCUGAAACCCUGCAGACUCCACGUUUGCUUUAUGCUGAAGUCAGCAAAGGAGCCCACCCCAUGCCCAGUGUUUGCCUCUCCAGGAGACGGUAGGGCUGGAGCUGACAGAGCCCUGCCUGACUUCAGGCCACAGGGAGGUCCCUGUGUCCUCAAGUGCUGCCCGAUUCAUUUUUGGCAGCAGUAUGGUAGAGGUGCCAAGAAAACUUGGAACAAGUUUUUACGAGGAAAGACAGACAGCAGAUGCAUGAUAUCUGUGCCUUGGAAAAUCCAGCAAGAAGGAAAAUAGCCCUUCAAUUUCUCGCUCCAUCAGAACUUAAAGCAUUUUAUUCUGGGGCAACAGCAACUCUAAGUAACCCUAGACUAUGUUUCUGUGGGGUCCUGGCCUUGUAGGAAGAUAAAGUUUGUGGAAUCACAACUGCCAAAAGGUCUGGGAGAAGUCCCUGGCAGGGAUAAAUCUAAGCUAGUCUGACCAGAAGAGCUAUGGAUCUGUCCCUUGAUUUCCAAUGCAAAAAUGAAACACCUGGCCCUGUGCUGAUGGUGUCAAAAGUAUUGUAUUUUUUCUCAAAGCUGGUGGCAUUAUACUGAGUAAUUUAUUGCAAUGAUGUAUCCAAUCAUUUUCUGUAAAUUAUUUUGUAAAUCACAUUGAUUAUUUAUAAUCAGGAAAUUAAAUGCAAAAAAAAAAAAAAAA